Molecule: messenger RNA, 891 nt
Organism: Musa acuminata AAA Group (dessert banana)
Lineage: Eukaryota; Viridiplantae; Streptophyta; Magnoliopsida; Zingiberales; Musaceae
Product: peptidyl-prolyl cis-trans isomerase-like
Exons: 1
Coding region: 86-604 (172 amino acids)
Biological process (GO): protein folding; protein peptidyl-prolyl isomerization
Molecular function (GO): peptidyl-prolyl cis-trans isomerase activity
Source: RefSeq, a predicted model, not a curated record
CCCUAGACGGAGAAGAGCAUAAGCGAGGAGCAGAUCGAAGAGGGGUCUGAUUUGCUCACCUGAAAUCAUAGUCGAUCGAUUGGAGAUGGCCAACCCUCGCGUCUACUUCGACAUGUCCGUCGGCGGCUCACCGGUGGGGCGGAUCGUGAUUGAGCUGUACGCGGACGUGACGCCGAAGACGGCGGAGAACUUCCGGGCCCUCUGCACGGGCGAGAAGGGGAUGGGGCGCUCCGGCAAGCCCCUCCACUACAAGGGUUCCUCCUUCCACCGGGUGAUCCCCGGGUUCAUGUGCCAGGGCGGUGACUUCACUCGCGGCAACGGCACCGGCGGAGAGUCGAUCUACGGGGAGAAGUUCGCCGACGAGAACUUCGUGAAGAAGCACACGGGCCCUGGCGUGCUUUCCAUGGCGAACGCCGGGAAGCAUACUAACGGGUCGCAGUUCUUCAUCUGCACCGCGCAGACCUCGUGGCUCGAUGGCAAGCACGUCGUGUUCGGCCGCGUGGUGGAGGGGUUGGAGGUGGUGAAGGCCAUCGAAGCGGUGGGAUCGCAAAGCGGCACCACCAAGAAGCCCGUCGUCGUCGCCGACUGCGGUCAGCUGUCUUAGGAGGAUGUAGAGGAGCGCAUCCCGAUCUAUUGGUCUUCGUCGUCGUCCUCGUCUGGAGUGGUGGUCGUCGUAGGAAUAAUCGACGGUUCACGCCUCUGUGGCCGUCGAUCCGGAGUCGUCGUGUGUCGUCAUAACUAUCCAUGUUUAGGUUUCUUGUCAUUAUCGUCAGCAGGAGCUACCAUUGUCAUCGUUUGGCUGUCCGCACCGCGUUGCUUUUGUCUUCCCUUUCAUGUGUAUCACGGAGUUAUCCAUAUCUCUGAUCAAUAAAAUUAGGAUUGUUACCAAGA